Brettanomyces nanus is the source of this 1173-nucleotide messenger RNA. RefSeq lists its product as uncharacterized. Gene Ontology annotation, molecular function: hydrolase activity, acting on ester bonds. The coding region runs from base 1 to 1173 and encodes 390 amino acids. NCBI's taxonomy places the organism in Eukaryota, Fungi, Ascomycota, Pichiomycetes, Pichiales, Pichiaceae. The record is from RefSeq and is a predicted model, not a curated record. The transcript is spliced from 2 exons.
AUGAACUAUACCAAGAACACUGGCAAUCUUUUCGAUGCGCACUGCCAUCUUUCCCCCGUGGUAACGAAGCAACGAUUUUCUACGUUGAAAGAAGAGCUUCAAAAGAAAUUAUUGCAGGAGCCAAGUGAUGGCUUUAUAUUCAAAUACCCAUGCUUAAAUAUGAUGUCGACUAACUUCAUCGACUAUAAACUAGUGCAUGAGCUUUCAAAGGAAUUUCCAGGGUUUGUGAAUCCAAAUUAUGGUGUGCAUCCUUGGUUUUGUCACCUUUACACUUUCGUGGACUACUCCAAGGAUGAGAACGCACCUCUCAGUUCCACACAGGUCAAAAGACUUCACUACAGCUCAAUACUUCUACCGCACAAGGAUAUUUCUGACCAACUACUCGAAGCAUUACCGGUUCCUAUUUAUAUUUUUGAUUAUCUAAAAGAGGUUGAAGCGCUAUUGCAGGAGAAUCCGCUGGCGGGAAUAGGUGAAAUCGGUAUAGACAAAUCAUUUAGAUUACCCAUGUGCGGCUAUUUGGGUUCGGAACAAUGCCUGGAAUGGAUAGACGACCCUUUUUUGAGAACGAAAAAUCCCCAAGAACAGGAAUUAAGACACAAAUGGUCGCCGUUCCGCACAGAUAUGGACCACCAGAUCCGCGUGGUUGAGGCCUUUCUUGAUCUGGCUAAACGAUUCAGAAGACCUGUCAGCCUUCAUUGUGUGGGAAACCACGGUAAGCUCUUCGACUUGUUGAAGAAAGUGUUCAUAGAUGAUACCUCCACCAACAACGGCUAUAGGUUCUCAUCCAUAGACUUGCACUCCUAUUCAGGUUCCAUCGAACAAACCAGAAUGUAUACUCGGAUGUUUCCUGGAAUCAAGUUUAGUAUUAGCAGCGUCUUGAAUCUCAAAAGAUACAGAAACCGCUUAGAUGAGAGUCUCAAGAGCGGACACUUGACUCCCAAAAAUCUUCUACUAGAAACCGACUUGGGUUUGGAUGCAUUGUAUUGGCCUCAGAAAGAGGAGGAUGGAGAAGACCGUUAUGAAUUAUUGGUCAGUAGAAAGACGGGUUCUCUAGACAGACACACGGAGCUUCUCAGUUCUACGUUAGAACAGAUAUAUGAUCUCGAUUCGCGAGUGUCGCUUCAGACCCUUAAUGAUAACUACCGUGAAUAUCUAAACUUGGUCACAAACUGA